This is a messenger RNA of Microthlaspi erraticum, 438 nucleotides long. Lineage: Eukaryota; Viridiplantae; Streptophyta; Magnoliopsida; Brassicales; Brassicaceae. The record is from the annotation of a GenBank genome assembly.
AUGGAGUUCAUAGAGGAAUUGAUUGAUUGUGAUUGCACCAUACCAUCUCAUCUUUAUUCACCACUGUUUGCAUUCCACCUCAUAUCAUUACAUCAUUUCAUAUCACAUAUCACCGCAAAACCAUAUCAUCAAAGAUACAGCUUCAUACCAUUCAACACUGAAGGAGAGACUCCUGCGACCGCCAAGGCUCAUGAGCAUAUCAACCUACUCCAACGAUGGUGCAAGAGGCAGGAAAAAACCAUCAAGAAGCUGGUGAAAACAGUCAAGGAUCUUAAAGACAAGCUCUCUUGCACGCCAUCAACAAGAGCCAGAAGUGAAGAGACGGUGGUCAUGCGAAACACAAGGAAGAGGCGAGCUGAAAUAUCACCAACACCAUACUCUCAGACCGAACCUCUCGACAUUGUCGAGCUCACCACACCAUUUUCCAUGAGCUCCUGA